AUGUCUUUUAAAUCCAAAGUUGUAAUUGUUACCGGAUCCAGCGCAGGUAUUGGAGCUGCAUUAGCAAUCGCCUUUUCAAGAGAAGGGGCUGACGUAGUCAUAACCGGAAGAAAUAGGGAAAGACUGGAAAAGGUAGCUGAGGAGUGCAAAGUCAAUCGAUCUCCACUUAUUAUCCAAGCCGAUCUAACUAAUGACCACGAUGUCGAAGAAAUUGUUAAUAAAACAAUUGAAAAACACGGCAAGAUAGACAUUUUAGUCAAUAACGCUGGAAUCGUACAACUUAGCAGCCUUGCAGAUGAUACCUUCUUAAACGCAUUCGAUCACGUAGUUAAAAUAAAUCUACGCGCAGUGAUAAAGAUGACUAAUUCUGUCACACCGCACAUAAUUGCUUCUAAAGGAAAUAUAAUUAACAUUUCAAGUGUAUCAGGGAGACAACUAUACGCUUAUCAGUACACCGUUUAUGGAAUGUUAAAAGCUUCAUUAGACUAUUUUACUCAAGGUGCAGCAUUAGAACUGGGAAAGUAUGGUGUAAGAGUGAAUGCUGUAAGCCCGGGACCAGUGGAAACUGAUAUUAAACCAAUUCUAGUCCAGGGUAUGAGAGACCAACAUUUCCAACUGUACUUCAGCGUUACAGUUCACCAGAGGAGAUAG
Molecule: messenger RNA, 651 nt
Organism: Pieris macdunnoughi
Lineage: Eukaryota; Metazoa; Arthropoda; Insecta; Lepidoptera; Pieridae
Source: the annotation of a GenBank genome assembly